UAAAACCCAAAGGCCCAAAGCCCCAAACCCUCGCUGUCUCCCUUCCCAUUCUCGUCUCUUCAUCCUCCCUCCCUCCGGAGUCCUCGCAACAAUGGCGGCCACGGCCGUCGCCGCCCGAUCUAGGGCCUUAGCCCAGGCCGUCUCCUCCUCCCUCCUCCGCCGCAGCUGCCUCCCCGCCUCCCGCCGCGCAUCCUGCAUCAACAGGUUGCCCCUGGCGUCAGGCGGGUUGCUCUCCGCGCUGCCGCUCCACAGCGCCGUCGCGUCGGCGCGGCUGCGGUCGGCCAUCGCGUCUGAGUCGCGGAGCUGGUGCCUGGUCCCCCAAGGAAACUCCAUGCCUUUAUGACAGCACUACCACCCUUUUUGUAAUGUAUGUGUCCAAAUAAUUUGGGGGCACUUAUGCAUUUGUUCUUAAUGUAAGCUAUGAACGAUACUAUAAGGCCUCUCCUGGUGAUAAACAGUUCAGUGACAAAAAAUCAAUAUAUUUAUUUUGUGUUCAAUCCAGCUACUUAAUAUAAUCCUUAUAAUUU
Panicum virgatum (switchgrass) is the source of this 527-nucleotide messenger RNA. RefSeq lists its product as uncharacterized. The record is from RefSeq and is a predicted model, not a curated record. Gene Ontology annotation, cellular component: mitochondrion. Bases 92 to 343 code for a protein of 83 amino acids. The transcript has 3 exons. NCBI's taxonomy places the organism in Eukaryota, Viridiplantae, Streptophyta, Magnoliopsida, Poales, Poaceae.